Messenger RNA from Paramormyrops kingsleyae, 5913 nucleotides. RefSeq names its product ST14 transmembrane serine protease matriptase b (gene st14b). Gene Ontology annotation, molecular function: serine-type endopeptidase activity; protein binding. The record is from RefSeq and is a predicted model, not a curated record. Lineage: Eukaryota; Metazoa; Chordata; Actinopteri; Osteoglossiformes; Mormyridae. Gene Ontology annotation, biological process: proteolysis. Gene Ontology annotation, cellular component: membrane.
AGAGAGUGAGACACGCCCGACGAAAGUCAGUCUGCGGGCAGGUUUCUUCCUAUUCACCUGUUUUCACGGAUCCGACGCGGUGGACGCUACUUUUUUGUUCUUUAAGAUUGACCAGUGUCUUAUUUUCGAAUAUGUUAAUGAAGAUCUCCUUUCUGGUUUUCUUUUCUCCUGUCCGGAUAAUAUUUUUUUGAACAAUUCAUUUGUUUUUUCCCCGUGAACCUUUUUGUGUACCGUACCUGUCCUGCAAGUCACAUGUAGUCUACUAAAUAAACCGCAAAGCUGUACCUGAACAUUAGGACCGGGACUCUGGAUUUAUCUACAUUUCUGUACAAUUCGGAGAAAGAAAACAUCGCUUCAUUCAAAAAGCAAGAGGACUUCAUCUGUUUUCUCUUUUAGCCGUAAUUUUCCACUCCUUUAGUGUAUACACCAUUUAACAUGGAUCCACUGGAGUCUGGAAUGCGAUAUAGUCCCAGGUGUCCGGACGACUGGGACACGUCCGUCCAGUUCCUGCCUGCCUCUGAUUCCAAGGCCCUGGAGAAGAAGGGCUCUGUGAGGAAAGGCGUCUUUGUUGCCCUGGCUGUGUUUCUGCUGGCGGUCUGCGUUAUGAUAGGCGUCCUAGUGUGGCAUUUUCGCUACCGACAUGCAACAAAGACCAAGUUAAUAUACAGUGGCUCCAUGAGGAUCUCCAACCAGCCCUUCCUGGAUAACUAUGAAAAUUCUGAAAGUCAAGACUUCAAGGAUCUGGCGGAAAAGGUGUUACAGCAUCUCAGUGCCGUCUACUCCAAAUCGUCACAGCUCUCCCCUUAUUAUGUUAAUUCCAAAGUACAAGCCUUCAGUGAAGGAGACUCGCAGAGCGUGAUCACCUACUAUUUGUCGGAGUUCUUCAUGCCGAGUGAGCAGAAAUCCGCAAUGGAUAAAGCCAUGGCCAACAUGACCCAGCAGGGCCGUUUGUUGCGAAGACCCAACAAUCCCUCCUUCUAUGUCGACGACAUAGUGUCUGGAGCUGUGGACUCACGCAUGUUGCGGUCAUCACUAGCAGUCCGGCAGUCCUUCGCCCUCCACUGCCAGACUGGUUCAGCAGUCACCUUGCAGUCUCCGGGCUUCCCCAACUCGCCGUACAGCCCCAACACCUACACCGAGUGGCUGCUACGAGCCGACCCGGGCCACCGAGUCAAGCUGCAAUUUGACACCUUUAACCUGGAGAAUGACUGUGGGAAGGACUUCAUCAGGGUGUACGAUUCCCUGGUUGCCCUCGAACAGAAGAUUAUGGCAGAGAAAUGUGGGGUUUAUCCACCUAAUGAGCCCCUGUCCUUCGUUUCCUCGGGGAACGUCAUGCUGCUUACUUUGGUCACCAACGAAGAGAAGAACUUCCCUGGCUUCAGAGCACGUGUCACGCAGAUACCUCAGAAAAUAGAGUGUGGUGGAACUCUGACGGGGCUUAAGGGGACCUUCACGUCUCCGGAUUUCCCAUCGUACUACCCACCCCUGCUCCGGUGUGUGUGGAACAUACAGGUCCCCACAGGGAAAUAUGUCAAGGUGCAAUUCAAAAAGUUCUUGAUGUCUGAGCCAGGACAAAAUAUCAAUGUUUGCCGUAAGGACUAUGUGCAGGUUAACACAACCAAAUUGUGUGGAGAACGGUCUCCAAGCACUGUGGUGUCCGUGAAGUCCAACAAGAUGGAAGUCAUUUUUGACUCGGACAUGUCUUACGUGGACCGCGGCUUCUCUGCCGAGUUCCAGGCCUACGAGCCCAGCGACCCCUGCCCUGAAAAAUUCCAGUGCAGAAAUGACAUGUGCAUUAAUCCCGCCCUGAAAUGCGAUGGCUGGAAUGACUGUGGCGACAACAGUGACGAGAAGAACUGUGUGGAAUGCGGCGAGACGCAGAUCAAGUGUAAAAACGGUUUCUGCAAGCCCAAGUUCUGGCAGUGCGAUGGCGUGGACGACUGUGGGGACAUGAGCGAUGAAGAAUCCUGUGGACAGUGCAAAUCUAAGGCGGAAUUCUUGUGCAACAAUACAAAAUGCAUUCCUGAGAACAAAAAAUGCAACGGUUAUGAUGACUGCGGCGACGGCUCGGACGAGAAGGGCUGCACCAGAGUGGUGGCAUGCACUGACACGUCCUACAAGUGCAAGAACAGCCAGUGCAUCAGCAAGGCGAAUCCCGAAUGCGACGGCGAGAAGGACUGUGAUGACGGCUCUGAUGAAGUAGACUGUGAGUGCGGCGUCCGGCCCUACAAGAGCUCGCGCAUCGUGGGGGGGCAGGCAGCCGUGGAGGGCGAGUGGCCCUGGCAGGUCAGCCUGCACAUCAAAAAUGUGGGACACGUGUGUGGAGCGUCAGUCAUCAACAACCGCUGGCUGGUCACUGCCGCACACUGCGUGCAGGAUGACAAGGAGAUCAAGUACUCCCAGCCCCAGCACUGGGAGGCCUACCUGGGGCUGCACAUCCAGGGUAAGAUAACCGACAAAACCGCGAAGAGGAACCUGAAGCGGAUCAUCCCGCACCCCUAUUACAACGAGUACACUUACGACAACGACAUCGCGCUCAUGGAGCUGGACAGUCCGGUGACUCUCACCCAGAGCAUCUGGCCUAUCUGCCUGCCCUCGGAGACGCACGAAUUCGAGGUUGGCAGCAGCGUCUGGAUCACCGGCUGGGGUGCCACGAGAGAGGGGGGCUCCAGCGCCACAACCUUGCAGAAGGCCGAAGUCCGGAUCAUCAACCAGACCGUGUGCAACCAGCUGAUGAGCAACCAGAUCACUUCGCGGAUGCUGUGUGCCGGCGUGCUGAGUGGGGGGGUGGAUGCCUGCCAGGGAGACUCCGGGGGCCCAAUGUCAGCAUAUGGCGCCAACAGGCGCUUGUUCCUGGCGGGGGUGGUGAGCUGGGGAGACGGCUGCGCCCGCAGGGACAAGCCGGGAAUAUACACGCGGGUCACGAAAUUCCGCAGCUGGAUCAAGGAGAAAUCGGGAGUAUAGCACGAACAAUAGACUCGAGCGGGAGGGAGGGAGGGCAGGCUGGAGUACCUGAAUGCAGAACUGCAGCGCUUGUGAGGAAACACUCCACCUUUGGACUCUCCACGCAGCCCAGAAGCAGAGGGGCCUUCAGGGGUCAGCCGUCGUAUCCUAGCCCCCCCCCACAGCAUUGUGCACAAUAAUCCCAUGCAUCGCAAUUUCCCUGUUUUUCUCCCUUCCAAAGUGUGUAUGCGUGUGUGUGUUUUUUAUUCGAAACCUACCGCAUUUGAACAGUGAACUUUUUUUAACUGCUUCACACUAUUUUGUUUAUUUUUUAUUACUUCAUGGUGUAAUCGGUUAAAGUAAUGAAAGUGGGUACACUGGUGAUCACUUAUUAAAUUGUCAACUAAGUACCCAUCCCAAGAGACUUUUAAUUAAUCACUGUUAAUAAAGUUCAGGUUAUGCAGCUGCAGUUGAGUCUUGUUACUGAGACAGUGAAAUCAUCUCACUGUGGCAGAGAAGCAGUUACCUUCCAUGCUUAUAAGGUAGGGAGGUUCCGCUAUGAAAUAUCAUACUUCCUUACUCAUCUUAUGUGUUUGUUGCUCUGUUGUCUUUCAUCGCUGAGUUUGCACCAUGUUUGUGGUAUCUGCAUGAAUGUGUGUUUUACUAAAUAUGAUGUCCUCAUGUACUCAAUUAAAAUAACUUCAUGGGUCAGCGCAUGAAAUACAAUGUCUCUCUUUAAAGGAGAUGAAGUUGUGUUUAAGCAUGACAUGAGAUUAAUCCCUUUUUUUUUUUAAUUCCAUGGAUUUUCAGAGUCAGAAAUGUCAAGGUUUCUUUUGUUUUUUAGGGAUUAAUGUUUCAUUUAGUAUUCAGUGGUUAAAUGUUAAGUUUGUAUUUUACACUAACGUGGCGCCGGCCAACGUUUCUGUAUGGCCAAUUAAAGCAGACGGUCUAGAAAGGAAUAACAAAAGACAAGAAAUAACGUCUACAUUAUUCAGCUGGUACUGCCACAAGGUGUGGACCUGUCACUAUGGAAACAUCCAGCAGCAGUUACGCAAUAGCAGACACAACCCUCAGUCGACUAUUGUUUGAGAAAUUCUGCUCUCUCUGCCUGUAAUUUGAUCUCCACACCAGUGCAAGAAAGGCCUAGUGAGAGAAUCGGUGUAAUUAAGUGCCAUUGUGUCCCAACAAUGUGCCCUUAGAGCUCCUUUUCAAUAGCCUGUCACCUCGUAGGCCUCACAGAAUGUCACUCCUCGAAAAAGUUAACUUAAUGGCAACUUUUGGUCUAAGCCUUUUUUAUGUUGCUUUUAUUUGUUAAGUAAAUUCAUCUGUGGAUUUUAAUGUUUAACUCUUACCGACUCAUGUUUGCGCCUUUACUGUGGUCUGCCUAAGAAGUAAAAUUCCUGUUUUUGUCUCUUGUGCUUAUGUUGUAUUUAUUUUUCGUCUGGUUUUGUGAGUUUUUUUUUUCAGAACACAAUUCAACCCUUUCAGGAAUUUGUCCUUGACUACAGGAAUAAUCAUCUAGGAUAUUUUUCAGUUCCUUAUAUUUUGAAUAAUUUUCUGCUGUUUGAAAUUAGACUAUACUGUACUUUCAUCUAUAAUGCUGUGUAGAGAUUCCAUUUUGUUGGUCAACAGUUAGUGAUUUACUGUUUAAAUAUGUAUGUUAUGUAUAUCGGUGUUGCUUACUCCUCCCACUCGCUGGCUGCUUGGCGUCCUGUCCCAUUCCAGCUCUCCCCUUUAUAUUUUAUUUGUUCAAAUAAUUAAACUGAAUGUGUUAUUUGAGGUAAGCUUGUUUUGAAAUAGAACUAUGGAAGAACGUUCAUUAUGUUGUGUAGUCUUUGAUUACAUUGAUUCUUAGUCCACAAACAAUUAAGCAGGAUAUAACUCUUUCAACUAAAUUAAAGUUAUGAUUUAGACAAAGCAUAAAAAUAGUUACGAUUUUUAAAAUGAUUUAUACCUAACCUCUAAUACCUCAAAUAGCAACUCCAUAACUUAGUGACAGCUCCCUAAAAACAAAAAAGAUUCAUUAUUGCUGCAAAAAAAAUGGUAUGUCAUGCAGACAGUGGUGAAGCCAAGGUUUGGCAAGCACCGAUAUAUAAAUGCACAGAUAUGUAUAUCAUUCAUUUUCUUUUUACUUUUUGUGAAAUAUGUAAAUUGUUUAUCUAUGUUUAAUGCUACACUCUUAGUAUAGGUUAUGUUUAUGUGCAUAUGCCUAUGGAGUUACCUCAGCAAAUGAAAUACAUGCUUCCAGAAACCACUGAACAUUUGUGCACAUCAUAUCAUCAGUUUGUGACAAAAAACAAUUUAAAAAUUGGACAAUAGCCGCCCCAAAAAGACAUAUAUUUAAAGGAUGUUGAGUUUUCAUAUCUCUUCUGUCUUAAUUGCUGUAAUCCAUUUUGCAUGCUCAGACGAUUAAAUUUAACCAGAAUGUCCAUUUUCUCUGUAGGAGGUAAGUUCAGACUCUUGACUGCAUUUUGGAAUAAAGAUCGCCAUUCCGUGUAACUUUCGGGACAGUCGUUAAAUGUUAAAAAAAAAAAAAAAAAACCAAUAGAGACUGGUUCUCUUCAGGAUGUGUAACCCAAAAUCCCCCCUGCUUUGGUUAUCAUAAGGUAGGGUAGGCUCUCGACUAGCACGACCUAAGUUUAACACUGGAGACUGCUAUCUCUUUGGAUUGGAAGUGCUGAUUUGUCUAAUCUCAUCCUGCUUGUUUUGUGGUUUAGGAUUAAAGCUGUCUGCUCAGUUUUACGGGUACAUAUAUGCAUAUACAGCUGUCCACAGACCUCUUUAUUAUAAGUGUGUAUGAGUACAUAUUGUAGAGUACGUCGUAGAACCUGCUACUCCUGUACUGAGGACGAGGUUGGUGUUCCCACAAUGUGCCUUAUUUCAGCAGGGCUCUGCAGAUGCCCAGGUGUUUUGCAGCCCUCUAUCUUUUCAUUUGCAUAGAGAUUUUAAAUAAAGAUGAAGUGAACUUUC